AUGCCGAGACGAAGGGAACUGCAGGCCGAGGACCUGGCCAGCGCGCUGCGGCACCUCGACGAGGAGUUCGAGGCGGGCGAGAGGCUGGCCAACGAGCAGACGUGGCACGCUGCCGAUCGCGACCUGCACGCUAUGCUACCGGAAGCGAGCCAGGAGGAGCUGAGGGAGACGACGUGGGAGGGUGGUCGCGGAGCAGCGUUGCGGGGGCGGGCGGUCCCGGUUCGGAUGCCGAAGCUGCUUCCCGGAGGCAGGCCGGUGCCGGUCUGCGUAGAGUGCGCGCGAUGGGCCGGGCGCGAGGGGGCGUCGCCGGCCAUGCACCUCCACGGGCGGCUCGGCUGCGAGCACGCGUACCCCGACGAGCUGAAGGACCUCACGCCGCUCGAGGAGAAGCUCAUCUCACUCAACUCGUGCUACGGCUUCGUGACGAAGUACAGCAUCCCGGGCGGUCAGAGGCAGAGCGUGAGGUACCCGAGGCACGUCAAGGGCCACAUUACCGUGUUCCCAAACGACGUGCAGGGCCUAGCCGCUAAGGUGCUGCCGCACCCGCUGCUCCGGGUCAUGGACGAGAUCCACGUCUCGUGGCAGGGUGCCGAGGCCCGGGCCGCGCGACCUAUCGGGCCUGCUGAGAACAAUCCGCUCUACGGCGAGGUCGAGAUCGACGCGGCGGAGAUGGCCAGCUGGGGGGCGCCGCCGCACGGGGUGCCGCCAGUGGUGUGCGAGCGGCUAGAGCGAAGCGAGCCGUCGGCGCGGGAGAGGACGCGGACGGCGCAGGUGGUGCCGCCGUCGGAGCGGGCCAUGGACGACGAGGGUGCGGUCGAGAUCGAGGAGGACGACGACGGGGACGGCGCUAGGCCCGAAGAGGACGGGGACGUAAUCAACGAGGUGACGUCUUCCGGCAUGUUCCCGUUGGACGGGGCGCCAGAGGUGGCCGAUGCUGAGAAGAUUCGCUUCGCCCGCGGUGCCGUCGGGCCCGAGGGAGCGCGCGCCGGCCCGAGGACGUGGGUAGGGACUGCGGCCCGAGAGGCGGAGGGCGAUGGCGGCGACGUCGAGCCGCACAUACAGGUGCGGCGCGGCGAGGAUUUCGCCGACUCGGCGGACGCCUCCUUCUUCGCAAAGGCCUUUCCGACCCUCGUCGGGAACCAGGGCACGCAGGCGGAGCGGGUCGCGGAGGGCCUUAUGUCGACGCGGAACAUGAAGCUCCAAGCAUGGGCCGACGUCGUGCUGCGGCGCCACGGCGGCCGGGUCGAGGGCCUGUUAAAGUCGUUAACGGCGCAGAGGCUCGAGGCGGCGAGGGUCGAGCUCGAGGCCACGGGCAAGACUAGCGACGACGGGGUAAAGGAGCUCCUCCGGUCCCUCUCCGUGUUCGGUUACCGGCAGCCGAUGUCGAGGGAGAGCCGCCUCAGUAUGCGGAAGAAGAUACUAUCCCUCAUCAUAAGGCACGGGGUGCCGGCCAUCUGGUUCACGCUGAACCCGAACGACAUCACGAACCUGGUAAAGUUGCGGCUGGCGGCACACCGCGGCCGCGACCCGGACGAGGCCGAGGCCUUCCUACGAGACCUAGGGACCGCGUAUAAGCGGACGCGGCUGGCCAUAUCGGACCCGAUGAGCUCGGCCGUCUUCUUCCACCGGGAGAUGACGCUCUUCUUCGAGCACUACAUCAAAGUCGGGGAGGACGAGGCGCUCUCCACAUCCACGGGCUCCUCUGGCUGGGGCAAUGCUGGCCUCGGCGAGGCGCUCGCCGGCCCCGAUACGGAGGAGCAGGCGGCGUACCGGGAUCGCAUCGUCCGCUACGUAGACAGCGUCUUCUCCGAGGAGCUAGACGCGGAAGGUUACUGCGCCGUGCAAGCGGAGCGGUCGGCAACGGCGGACAUAUCGUCGCGGCUCGACGACGUCGCGCGCUUCACGGACACCUUCGACGAGGAGGCCAACUUCUGCGCCGGCGCGACGCAGAUCCACACGCAUAGCGCGACCUGCGUAAAAUACUCGCUCGGCGCGGGGGCGCGGAAGGGGGACCUUUGCCGGUUCAAGGCGCCGUGGAGGCUGGUGGAGAGGACGGCGCUGACGGCGGACGGGGUGCUCGAGAUCCGGCGGACGCAUAGCAUGGUGAACCGGUGGAACCGGGCGAUGGCAGUAGGGCUACGGCACAACCACGACAUCUCGUUCAUCGCGACGCAGCGCAAGACCAUGGCCCUAAUCUACUACAUUACCAACUAUGCGACGAAGGUAGAGGACCCCGUGUGGAAGCGUGUGGCCGCCGCGGCCGAGUUCCUCCCCGCGCUAGAGCCGACGGGAGAGGGCAACGGAAGUGGCGCCGACCGCGACGCCGGCCGAUGGGGCGGGGCCGAAGGGGUGGCGACGGCGGCGGACCCCAGGGGGAACAAGACGAGAACGUUCCUGCUCAAGGCGGCGAACCGAGUAUUUACGGAGCGGCCGCUGUCGCAGGUCGAGGUGAUCGCGCACCUCCUAGGGUACCCGGCAGAAUUUAGCAGCAGCUCGGCGUGGGCGUACGUGAACGCGAACCAGCUCUACUGGGCCGUCUUCCGCCGGUGGCGGCACCUCCGACGGGCGAGCGGCGCGGAGGCGACGGGCGACGCGCCGGACGAGACGGCGCUUAGGCGGCCGGGUAGCGGGGCGACCGUAUGCCUCGACGGAUACCUCAGCAAGGAGUUUAGCGAGGGAGACGACGAGUCGUGCCACCGAAGGGCGGCGGCGACAUCGACGACAUCUGGGCGCGGGCGCGGAGUCGCUGGCGCCGAGGUCGCGCGGCUCGCAGACAACGUGCAGCUCCUCCGGCGGUCGGCGGAGGACGCGAAGCGCGACGCCAAGCAGUGGGCCGCCACGGCCGAGGAGGGCGGUACGACGGUGCCGCAGGCCGGCGACGAAGGCAGGGGCGGCCGAGGGGGCGAGGAGGCGUACCGCGCCGGCGGGGCGGGCGACGCGGCCCGGCUCAUCGACGUCGUCCGGAAUGCCGCCGGCGCGGGACAAGUCACGGCGCAGUCAACAGAGCUGCUAGCGAUGACGCAGCAGCUCUGCCGGUUCCAGCAGUCGGCGCUGGGGUCGGCGGCCGAGCUCGCGGCGACGGUAGUGGCGGAGGAGAGGGCAGGCAGGCGGGUGAACCUACCGGGCUCGGAGCUCGGGGCGGCGCUGCCACGGCAAGAAGAGGUGCGGGCCAUCAAGUCGCAGCAGAGGAGCGCGGCGCGGGAGCGGGAGCGAGCCAUCCAGGGCAUCCAGGGCGGCGGGGCGGCGGCGGGCGUCGGGGCCGACCGCGGCGCGGCUCUUCGCGGGGUGAUGGGGGGCUUCGGCGAGGACGACAUGGACGUAACGGCGGCCGACGGCGACGUAGACGCUGGCACGGCGGCGGGGAUGCGCGCCAUCGCUCUCCUAAUCGUAUGCCGGCAGCUCGACCGAAUCCGGCAGCUCGACCGAAUCCGGCAGGGCGACGACGCAGGCGGCGAUGGCGGCGGCCAGCUCUGCCUGUUCAUCGGCGGCGAGGGCGGCACCGGCAAGUCGCGCGUCAUCGAGGCGCUCGUCGAGCUGCUCGCCCGGAGGGACCUAUCGAGCCGGCUGCUGGUGACGGCGACGUCGGGCACGGCGGCAGCACGGAUCAACGGCAUCACACUACACUCGGCCUGCGGCCUUACGGGCGAGCGCUUCGUCGACGGCCGGUCGCGGAUGGACUGGCAGGAGAAGGAGGUGCUGGUGAUCGACGAGGUCAGCAUGCUCGGGGCGCGGACGCUGCACGCCGCCAACGAGCAGCUGUGCAGGCUGCGGGGGUCGGCGCGAGACUUCGGCGGCAUCCCGGUGGUGAUCUUCUGCGGCGACUUCCACCAGUUCCGGCCGGUGCAGGAGCGGUCGAUCCUGCUGCCGAGCGCGGCGGUGGCGUGGGACGAGGACGGGGCGUUCGCGGCCGAGCAGCGGCGGCAGCACGACAAGGCGCACGCGCUGUGGCGGCGGUUCACGACGGUCGUCAUGCUGGACGAGCAGAUGCGGGCCGCCGGCGACCCGGAGCUGCGGCGGCUGCUCGGGCGCAUCCGCCGGGGGGAGCAGGACCGGUCGGACCUAGAGCUGCUCAACUCGAGGUGCCACCGGCCGGGCAGGCGGAUCCCGUGGGAGACGGGCCUGACGGUGGUCACGCCGCUCAACCGGAACCGCUGGAACCUCAACCUAGAGGCGGCGCUCGCGUUCCGGGCGCGGCGGCGGACGGCGGCGCGCGUCUUCCUGUCCGAGCACAAGUGGAGGGAGGGCCUGCCGACGGAGGAGGAGGCGUUGCUAAUGCUGGGCCAGGGCGACGAUAGCGCGACGCCGGUCCCGGCCGUCUUCGUCUUCGUGCCCGGCAUGCCGGUCGUCGUGAACCAGAACACGCACCAGGGGCUGAAGCUAGUGAACGGCGCCGGGUACACGGCGGUAGACGUCAUCCCCGACCGGGCCUUCCCCGGCCACCGGGUCUCGGCCGAGCUGACGAUGCACUUCGGGCCGCCGGCGGGCAUCGUGCUGGCUUCGGAGACGACGAGGGACUUCCACUUCGUCGGGAUGCCGGCCGGGACGAUCCUGCUGACGCCCAUCGGCGUCAAGAUCACGGCGCAGCGGAAGCGGCCGUGGCAGCGCAACGACGUCAGCCGGAGGGGCCUGCCGUGCGCGGCGGCCUUCGCCUGCACCGACUACAAGGUGCAGGGCGGGACGCUGGAGCGCGUGGCGCUGGAGCUGCGGGGGGCGAGGAUGACGACGGUCGAGGGGAGGGCGGUGCCGUCGCCGUGCGACCCGUACAGCCUGUACGUGCAGCUGUCGCGGUGCCCGACGCUCGACGGCAUCAUGCUCGUAUCGGAGGUGCGGGAGCGGGAUCUAGUCGGGAACCGGGUGCCCGAGGAGAUGACGGCAGCGCAGGCCCGGCUAGAGGAGCUUAGCAGGCAGACGACGCAGGAGGCGGCCGACUGGCUCCGCGGGUAA
Molecule: messenger RNA, 4944 nt
Organism: Hirsutella rhossiliensis
Lineage: Eukaryota; Fungi; Ascomycota; Sordariomycetes; Hypocreales; Ophiocordycipitaceae
Product: PIF1-like helicase domain-containing protein
Exons: 13
Coding region: 1-4944 (1647 amino acids)
Biological process (GO): DNA repair; telomere maintenance
Molecular function (GO): DNA helicase activity
Source: RefSeq, a predicted model, not a curated record